UUAUACACUGGCUGUAGUUUCGAAAGCCCAAAAAAAAGACCAUGUCAGAUUCAUUGCCAUCUGGCUCUCCGUCAGAUCACGAACCCGCCACCACCGCCACCAAUUCACCAGAAGAAGCCACCACCACCUCCUCCACCACAACAACCACGUCCACCCCAGAAGGUCCAUCACCACCACCUAUUCAGAUCCCUCUCUCAUGGCCUUCGAACUCUUCCGUCACUCUCGACUGGAUCCAAAACCUCAUUUCCGCCUUUGAUUGGUCUUCCAAAAACCUCCCUCCAUCUGAACUCCCUUCAGUCCUCCCUGUUUCCGUAUUUGACGCUUUAGUCCUCACUGCCUCGAAAAUUCUGCACAAAGAGCCUAAUUGUGUUAGAAUUGAUGACUGUAAUGAAAAUUCUAGAGUGGUUGUUGUAGGAGAUGUUCAUGGGCAACUUCAUGAUGUUAUGUUUUUGUUGCAAGAUGCUGGAUUUCCUUUUGAAGAUCGGUUUUUUGUGUUUAAUGGAGAUUAUGUUGAUCGAGGAGCCUGGGGCCUUGAGACUUUCUUGCUCUUGUUAGCUUGGAAGGUAUUUUUGCCACAAAGGGUAUUUCUCCUUCGCGGCAAUCAUGAAUCCAAGUAUUGUACAUCUGUGUAUGGUUUUGAGAAAGAAGUUUUGGCAAAGUAUGGUGAUAAAGGUAAGCACGUCUAUCGGAAGUGUUUGGGAUGCUUUGAAGGCCUUCCCUUGGCCUCUGUUAUAGCUGGGCGUGUAUAUACUGCUCACGGAGGACUUUUCCGCAGUGUGUCCAUCACCCCAUCAAAGAGAUCAAAGGGAAAGAAAAAUCGGAGGAUAAUUUUAAAUUCUGAAACCAAACCAUUAUGUCUUGGUUCUUUGGAGGAGUUAUCCAAAGCUCGAAGAUCGGUUCUUGACCCUCCAUGGGAAGGUCAGAACUUAAUUCCUGGAGAUGUGUUAUGGUCAGAUCCAACAAUGAAAUCUGGACUUUCACCAAAUACAGAGAGAGGCAUUGGUUUGUUAUGGGGACCUGAUUGUACUGAAGAUUUUUUAAAGAAGUUCGAACUGAAGCUAAUCAUCAGAUCACAUGAAGGGCCCGAUGCAAGGGAAAAGAGGCCCGGUCUGGGAGGAAUGGAUGAAGGGUACACCAUAGAUCAUGUUGUACCGUCAGGAAAGCUUAUUACUCUCUUUAGUGCUCCAGACUACCCACAAUUUCAGGCAACCGAGGAUAGAUACAAGAAUAAAGGAGCAUAUAUUGUCCUAAAACCCCCCUGUUUUGACGAUCCCGAGUUCCAUAGUUUUGAAGCAAUUACUCCAAGACCAGCGGUGAAUGCUUAUUAUGAUUACAAAGAUGUGAUCGACUCUGAUGAAGAAUUAGACUUGGCAUCAAUGGUGACCUCAACUUAAUGGUGGCUAUAGUGUUUUUUUUUUUUCAAUGUAGGAAAUCUGAUAAUUUGGAGCUACAAGUAUUUUCUCCAUGAUUUUGCCGUCUCUAUUAUUUAUUACUUAAUUGUUAAAAAAAAAUAUUAUUUAUUGCUACAGAGGAAUCUCCUGUUGGUGCCCUUUACACCUGUAUAAAAUUGUAUGUAACCUCAAACAGAGUGGUUAUAGUGGUUUUUUGUUGCAUAAUUGUAGUCCAUUUCUUGUUUU
Messenger RNA from Populus trichocarpa (black cottonwood), 1637 nucleotides. RefSeq names its product serine/threonine-protein phosphatase 7. Lineage: Eukaryota; Viridiplantae; Streptophyta; Magnoliopsida; Malpighiales; Salicaceae. Gene Ontology annotation, molecular function: protein serine/threonine phosphatase activity. Gene Ontology annotation, cellular component: cytosol; nucleus. The transcript is spliced from 5 exons. The record is from RefSeq and is a predicted model, not a curated record. The coding region runs from base 42 to 1394 and encodes 450 amino acids.